Messenger RNA from Aureobasidium subglaciale EXF-2481, 1398 nucleotides. RefSeq lists its product as uncharacterized. The transcript has a single exon. NCBI's taxonomy places the organism in Eukaryota, Fungi, Ascomycota, Dothideomycetes, Dothideales, Saccotheciaceae. The record is from RefSeq and is a predicted model, not a curated record. Gene Ontology annotation, molecular function: RNA binding. Bases 1 to 1398 code for a protein of 465 amino acids.
AUGGGCAAAACACGCGAUCCCAGCCCGAGCGCCAGCUCAAAUGCUUCUUCGGAUGCCGAACCCAAGGUCGUCAAGGUCGAAAAGACAAAGAAGCGCAAGCGCAACAUCCUGCCCGAGGGUGAAAUCGAAGUCGACCUGAAUGCCCCGGAGCCGCCGUCGAAGAAGGCCAUGCGUGAAGCGAAGAAGGCUGCAAAGAGAGCAAAGGAUGACCCCGAGGGAGCUGCUGCUGCCGCUGCCGCUGCCGCAGCUGCCGUGCCAGAUGGCGAGAAGAAGCGCAGUGAAUACGGUAUCUGGAUUGGAAACUUGGCUUUUGCCGUCGACAAGGACAUGCUGCGUGUCUUCUUCACUCGUCAGGCCCAGAUCCCUGAAGCUGAGAUUACUCGUUUGAACAUGCCUGUUCCUCAGGCUCCUGCUCAGCCUGGUCGCACAAAGCCCUCAAACAAAGGUUUCGCAUACGUCGACUUCGCUACCGAGGAAUCCCUGAACAAGGCCAUGGCUAUGUCUGAGACUCUCGUCAGUGGCCGCAAGGUCCUCAUCAAGAACGCGAAGAGUUUCGAGGGCCGCCCUGCCCAAGCCACCGCUACAGUAAACGCCCUCGCCGGAAACGCCGACACAAGCGAAGCUGCCACCGCCGCAGGAGCCACCAACAAGAUCGGCCCUAACGGCAAGCCCAUCAUGCCCCCUAGCAAGCGUGUCUUUGUCGGAAACCUCAACUUCGACGUCACAAGAGAUGAUUUGGAAACGCACUUCUCACAAGCCGGCGAGCUGGAAGAUUGCUUCAUGGCCACCUUCCAAGACACGGGAAAGUGCAAGGGUUACGCCUGGAUCCGUUUCUCAGAACUCGAAGCCGCAGAAUCCGCCGUCCGAGGCUUCAUCUGGAAAUUCGACGACGCCAGUGAUGACGAGGAGGAAGAGGAGGAGGCAGCAGCAGCAGAGGAGGAAGCAACAGAGACAAAGGCCGAGACCUCAGACUCAGACAACAGCGACGACGAAGAUGCCACCACAGAAAAGAAGGAAACCAAAAAGACGAAAAAGCCAAAGAAGCAAAACAAACGCAAAUGGUUCAUCAACCGCCUCCACGGCCGCCCUCUCCGCUGCGAAUUCGCAGAAGACGCCAGCACACGCUACAAGAAGCGUUUCGGCAAGGAAAGACCCACCACAGAUUCCUCCGAAGGCGGUGCCCCCAUUACCGAAGUCGAGGGCGGAGCAGGAGCAGGAGCAGAAGAGAGAACGCAAAGAAGAUCAAAGCCCAAGGGUGACAAGGACGAGAGACAGGAGCAGCGUAGAAAGAAGUUCGAUGCCAGAAAGAUUAGACCGGGUAAUGCUUUGGCGAAUGCUCCUAGAGCUUCUGCUGCUAUUGUCGAGGCUGCUGGUAAGAAGAUUUCGUUUGAUGAUUAG